AGAAGGGCCUCAGUCAGAGUUAACUGGCAGCUCAUCAUCACUUUCUGAAGCUGGAGAAAUGGAGCUUGAAAAAUUAUACGAUCUCAAGAAGAAAGCAAUGAGCAGCAUGACUGAGGCGCCCUUCAUCUUAAAGAGAUUGAAUGACUGCCUUGCAAGAAUCAACAAACUAGAACAGAAUAAUGUAGACAUACAUUCUCCUUUCAAGAGGAGAAAGAAAUAGUAAUUUUUGCUGCAAAGCUUAAUUUUUGGAUUGCUGGAGCAUGUGGCUUUAACUGUCUGUGUAAACAAUGGCUGCUUAAAAAAAAAAAAAAAAAACUUAAGAUAAUUGUUUCUUGUGCAGAAUUGUUUGUUGCACCUACAAAUGUUUCUCUUUUUUGCUGAGAUUUUAGCAGAAUUAGAGUUGGUGUAUAAUGUUAAGCAGUCACGAUUGAAUUGCAUUAUCAAUCUAUUUUUUGUAAUAUGAUGAGCAAG
This is a messenger RNA of Phalaenopsis equestris, 471 nucleotides long. RefSeq lists its product as uncharacterized. The record is from RefSeq and is a predicted model, not a curated record. Lineage: Eukaryota; Viridiplantae; Streptophyta; Magnoliopsida; Asparagales; Orchidaceae.